Molecule: messenger RNA, 857 nt
Organism: Drosophila takahashii
Lineage: Eukaryota; Metazoa; Arthropoda; Insecta; Diptera; Drosophilidae
Gene: bigmax
Product: helix-loop-helix-leucine zipper transcription factor bigmax
Biological process (GO): regulation of transcription by RNA polymerase II
Cellular component (GO): nucleus
Molecular function (GO): DNA-binding transcription factor activity, RNA polymerase II-specific; RNA polymerase II cis-regulatory region sequence-specific DNA binding; protein dimerization activity
Source: RefSeq, a predicted model, not a curated record
UCUCCCUCGCUGGUGUUUUUGUUUUGGGAAUUCCACAACGUCGCACUUGAGAAAUGGGCGAUAAUAGCAAGGAGGAGGUCUUUGGCAUGGAGCACGACCAGGAUCUGAGCAGCAAGCACUACUCGCGCUGCAGCAGUGCGGGCAGCACCCACACGCCGAACUCCUCGGCGCACAAUUCAGACGACGACGACGAUAGCGGCGAUGCGCGCCACUCGACGGCCGCCAAUUCGAAUUCCACGCUGAGCUACAAGGAGCGGAGGCGGGAGGCGCACACCCAGGCGGAGCAGAAGAGGCGGGAUGCCAUCAAGAAGGGCUACGACAGCCUGCAGGAGCUGGUGCCGCGGUGCCAGCCCAACGAUUCCUCCGGCUACAAGCUGAGCAAGGCUCUCAUCCUGCAGAAAUCCAUCGAGUACAUUGGCUACCUCAAUCAGCAGAAGCUCAAGCAGGAGGACGAGGGAUCCGCGCUGCAGAAGGAAGUGACGGCGCUAAGGAUCAUCAAGAAUGGCUACGAGAACAUGCUGCAGCACCAGCAGGCGAAUCCGGGACCCGAGGAGGCGCGCCUCACCGACGAGGCCAAGUUUCAAGUGUUCCAGGCCAUCAUGGAGGAAAUGUUCGAGACCUUCAAGCACAUACCCAUGGACAACUUCAAGCAGCUGACCACCGGCAUCAUCCCCUGGCUGGAGGAGCACUGCAAGCCGCACAUCCUUCGCAGCAUCCUCAGUCGCACCAUGCAGCAAAUGGCCCAGGAGGCUCUAGAGAAGCAGCAACAGCAGCAGCAGCAAGCCAUGGAACAGGAAACGGGCGAGGGCUUCAGCUGAUUAUCUUUUCUAUCUCAUUUGGUAUUUUAGAAAUCCCCG